Messenger RNA from Quercus lobata, 1676 nucleotides. RefSeq names its product SH3 domain-containing protein. The transcript is spliced from 10 exons. Bases 164 to 1210 code for a protein of 348 amino acids. NCBI's taxonomy places the organism in Eukaryota, Viridiplantae, Streptophyta, Magnoliopsida, Fagales, Fagaceae. The record is from RefSeq and is a predicted model, not a curated record. Gene Ontology annotation, molecular function: protein binding.
CAAACCCAGCGAAGCGAUUACGAAAAUCGCAGAACACAGCUCUUAACUCUGUAAAAAAACAGUCUUCGGCUUUCAGCUUGAGAACUGUGAAGAGGUAGCAGCAUAAGCAUUUGUACUCAGCUCUCAGAUCUUGACUCUUUGCUCCCUCCGAUUCCAAAACGCAAUGGACGCUCUGAGAAAACAAGCCAGUAAGCUCAGAGAACAAGUCGCCAAACAACAACAGGCUGUGAUAAAGCAGUUUGGUGGAACUGGGUAUGAGAGCUCUGAUGUAAUGGUUAUCGAUGAGGUCGAGUUGCAGAGACAUCAACAACUAGAGAAACUCUACAGGGCCACUCGCAAUGGAAGGGAUUUUCAAAAAGAAAUUGUUAAAGCAGCAGAAACGUUUACUGCCAUAGGCUAUAAGCAUAUUGAAACAGGAACCAAGUUGUCUGAGGAUUGCUGCAAAUAUGGAGCUGAAAACAUAAAUGAUAACAUUUUGGCUAAGGCUGCAUCUAUAUAUGGAGAUGCUCGUAAACAUGUGGAAAAGGAGCAAGAGGACUUCAAUAAGCUGUUAUCAUCGCAGGUUUUAGAUCCCUUGAGAGCAAUGAUCGCUGGUGCUCCUUUGGAAGAUGCUCGUCAUCUUGCUCAACGUUAUAGUCGUAUGAGACAGGAAGCGGAGACUCAGGCACUAGAAGUUUCCAGAAGACAAGCACGGGUAAGGGAAUCUCCAAUGCCUGAAAAUGUUGCAAAGCUGCAUGCAGCAGAAGCAAAAAAGCAGGAACUAAAAGCAAACAUGGCCGUUCUGGGUAAAGAAGCUUCAGCUGCAUUAGCUGCUGUUGAUGCACAGCAGCAAAGGCUGACCUUCCAGAGGCUUGUUUCAAUGGUUGAAGGAGAAAAGACUUAUCAUCUAAGAAUAGCUGCUAUUCUUGGGGAGGUUGAAGCUGAGAUGGUCUCAGAGAAACAGCGGAAAGAAUCUGCUCCCCCUGUUAUUUCGUCAGAGAAUGGCCCAGAGAAAACGACGUACUUCUUGGCUGAGGUAACACAUACUUUUAAUGCUGAAUCGGAGAAGGAACUGAGCUUGUCAGUAGGUGACUACGUUGUUGUGCGGAAGGUGAGUCCAUCAGGAUGGUCGGAAGGAGAAUGCAGAGGUAAUGCUGGAUGGUUUCCAUCAGCAUACGUGGAGAAGCGCCAAAGGAUUCCUACUGCUGAUGUGGCUGGGGAAGUUUACUAAGCAGUACCCAGGUAUUCAGCUGGUAGUUUAAGUUUGUCAUCUGUCCAAAUUGGAACAAGACUGUUUUAUGUAUAAAAUAGUAAAAAAGAGUACUACUGUAAUGCUAGUUUCUAUGCUCUUGGGUUUUUCAAAUUGUUUUGUGCAUGUUCUUUCAUAUUUAUUUAAAGAGAAUGGUCAUGUUUGCAGAUGGAAGGCUUCUCUUUUGUUAGUACUGAAAACAAAAUUAGGGAUGUGGCAUUUAGCUGGUUGGCAGAGGAAAUACAUUAAUUUACAACUAGAGCAAUAUAAAUUGAAGGCCAACAAAUAUGAUAACUAAUCUAUGGCCGAAAAAGAAACAACAAUAAGUAGCAAUCCCAGCCAUAUUUUUCGGGGGCAAUCCCAGUCAUUGUAAAGUUUUUAUGUGCACAUGGUGCUAGUACUACACCAAAAAACUAAGUGGAUGUUAUUAGUUUUGGUCUUUUCUACU